This is a messenger RNA of Bathycoccus prasinos, 1092 nucleotides long. RefSeq lists its product with no specific name. Gene Ontology annotation, biological process: very long-chain fatty acid biosynthetic process. Gene Ontology annotation, molecular function: oxidoreductase activity, acting on the CH-CH group of donors. The record is from RefSeq and is a predicted model, not a curated record. NCBI's taxonomy places the organism in Eukaryota, Viridiplantae, Chlorophyta, Mamiellophyceae, Mamiellales, Bathycoccaceae. Bases 1 to 1092 code for a protein of 363 amino acids. The transcript has a single exon.
AUGAAACGAUUCCUCUCCAACGUCCGGAGAGCUGGGAACAACGAAUCUCUCGGGGAAUUCGGCAAGAUGAAACUCCACGUCUGCUCGAGCUCGAACCCGACUCGCCAAUUGGAAACGAUCGACGAUUUACCGGAAGACGCGACCGUGCUCGACCUGAAGAAACGCUUCCACAUGAAGAAACGAAAGUAUUACCCGAGCCGACAGCGGUUCACGAAGUUUAUUAAUAAGAGUGAAACGGAAAAAGAAGAGGAGGAAGAGGAAGAGAAGAAGACGAAGAAAAAUGUCUUCAAGGGCGAAGCGUUAGUGCCGGAUGGGAAAAAGCUGAGCGAAUUCGGAAUAGGGUACGGAGACGUCGUCUUGUUCAAAGAUUUAGGCCCGCAAAUCAGCUACCAGGCGGUCUUUUUCUGGGAAUAUUUCGGUCCUCUGAUGGUGUAUUUACCGUUUUAUUUCUAUCGCGAGAGAAUAUACGGACGGUUUUUUGGAUUCUCGCCGAAGGAGUGCGCGAAGCCGUUUGUUCGGGCGCAAACGCUCGCGCUGUGGUUUCACUCGGCGCAUUACGCGAAGAGAAUAUUCGAGACGUUUUUCGUGCACUCGUUUUCGAGAGCGACGAUGCCGAUAUUCAAUUUAAUUAGGAACUGCGGGUAUUAUUGGACAUUCGCUGGUUUGAUGUCGUAUUUUAUUAACCAUCCGAGGUACACGAGUCCGGGGGAUAGGCAAGUGACGAUUGGGUUCGUCCUGAGCGCUUUGUUUCAGCUCGGGAAUUUCAGGUGUCAUGUGAUUCAAAAGAGAUUGAGAAGCAGUGGGGGGUCUUCUUCUUCUUCUUCUUCUUCUUCUGAGACGAAAUACGUCAUUCCGAGCGGGUUUUUGUUCGAUUACGUGACGUGCGCGAAUUAUUGCUGCGAGAUUUACCAGUGGUUGGGCUUUAACAUCGCCACGCAAACGGCGUUUGGAUAUUUGUUUUUGAUGGCCGGGAUGAGUCAAAUGUUCCCGUGGGCGGUGCAAAAACACAAGAGGUUGAAGAAACUGUUCGACGGGACCAACGGGAGGAAGAAGUUCAAGCGACGAUUUAUCGUUUUGCCGCCGUUCUUUUAA